GCCUGCUAAGGCUGAAGCAUGUCUUUUUCGACGCUACGAGGCAACCAGGAGACCAAGUCAAGUCAAAUCAGUCAGUCACGCUUCGAUACGAGCCGCAGCAGCGCUCCGAAGAUUCUAUUCUGGUCUGCCUGCCUCGAUAGGAACUGGAACGUUGCGUCCGUGAAGUCUGUUUGACGUGUCAGACUUGAGGUAGAAGCUAAGUUAACCGUUCAAACGAGCAAGCCAUUGUUGCAGGAUGCAUUUCAAGGAGGAAACCCAAGAAGAUAGGAAAUGGAGUCCUUGAGAAUCGCAUCUUCUUUGGGUUGCAAGCAUUCUACCAAUUGUUCCGCCGCAUUGGGUGUUAGUGCAUUUCGGUCUUUAGAAAACCAGUACGGUGACUUCUGCCGGAAAAUCCUACUUCAUCGGAGACAAGAAAUCGGGGAAUCCCUCUCGUCGGCGAUAAUUUUUUCAUUGAUUCUGUUUUUGUUUUUAUGUCUUUAUACCAUGACGAUGAAUAGGGUCGGCUUUAACGUCAUCUUCACCUUUGGUGAAUGUGAAAGGAUUCCGGACGACGAUGUUCGCAAACGAAAACGAGGAUGUAUAUAAGGUGGCCGAUGUGGUGGGAGGUCAAGGAACACGGUCUACUACUAACAUUCCCUGAAUACUGAGUCAAGAUGAAGUUUAAUAAACUCU
Molecule: messenger RNA, 672 nt
Organism: Cryphonectria parasitica EP155
Lineage: Eukaryota; Fungi; Ascomycota; Sordariomycetes; Diaporthales; Cryphonectriaceae
Exons: 2
Coding region: 271-585 (104 amino acids)
Source: RefSeq, a predicted model, not a curated record